Molecule: messenger RNA, 7309 nt
Organism: Gryllus bimaculatus (two-spotted cricket)
Lineage: Eukaryota; Metazoa; Arthropoda; Insecta; Orthoptera; Gryllidae
Source: the annotation of a GenBank genome assembly
GGUGCGUUUAUGUGGCACCACCACCCUUUCAGCAAUACAUAUAUAUAUACUGAUACAAUUUAUUGAACAAAGAACAAAUUAAAAACUCUGUACACUAUUCCAUUUCGCAUUUAUGUGUUCAUCAAUUUGUGGCUAGUAAUGUGUCAAGCAACAUGGGCGGAAUGCAUCAAAAGUAUUAUUCUAUUGCAUUUAAAAUACUUGACAAUUUCACAUUUCAAUGUUUUCAGUGACAUCAAUUUGUAUAACAUAUAAAAGAACGAUAAUGCUUGAGGUCUCUUUAUGACAAGACACGUAAUAAAGUCAAAUACCAUUGAAAUAUGAAAAAAUACAAUAAGCAUGUAUAAUACAAAAUAACAUUUUUAAAAAACUGCUUCAUAAAUACAAAUACUGUAGAUAACAAUAUAACAACCUACAGUUAAGGCACAUAUGGAAGAUGUACACAAAUUUAGUUCAUUUCUGAUUCUUUUUGUUCUGAAUCCUACUAAAAAGACCAUACAUAUAUACUUAAUAGAAUAUUCACAUUUAACUCCCAUUAUUCACUCUUCCUUUAUAUACAAAUUCACACAUACUGCUUUCCAAAUAUAACAAAAAAUUAAAAAUAAAAGGUAGACAGAGAAAGUGAUAACAAAUGACUAUCAAAACAGGAACCCAUACGAAAUAAAAUUGUCAAUAACAUUUUAUAGAAGCAUAUUUAGUAUUCCCUUUCGAAACGUCAACUUAAAAUAGCACCUAAGAUACUUAUAUAAAUGCACUAAUUUUUAAAUGCUCUUCUACAGAGCUACUUUGUGGAUAAAGUUCCUAUUUCAAACUGCUCUCUCCAGUCAUGGCUUAUAGAUACCAUCAAAUAAUUAUUGCUACUUUUUUGAACCUGUUAUUUAAUAACAUUUUGUUAAUAUUAAUUCUUCAAACCAACAGUAUAAAUGCACACUCUGAUAACAUUUUUAUUACACUCUUGGAACUUUCAUAUCUUGAAAAAAACUGUCAUACUGAUUUUGAAUUCAGUACAAAAUAUUAAAAAUAACCCAAUAGCUUUACCACUGAGGGUGUAAACUCAUUAAACAUUGGUUUUUGUACUCACAAGUCCCUACAUCGAUUUGCAGUUAUCUAACAUAUUAAUACAUUGAGAUAAAGGGGAUCAUUAGAAAAAUAUAAUACAAAACUUGGAAGAUUACAGUGUAAAAAUUAUAUCAAUGAAUACCUAGUCAUUAAGCAUAAACUAUGAAGCAUCACAAGGAAACACUUAAGAAAUGAUUAUUGUAACUACUUGGCUUGACUAAGAAAUUGGAGGCUAAACCUCAAAGAAAUACACAUGACAUCCAAUAAUUGUAAGCAUUGGCUGCUAUUAAUCAUUAUACAUUCCAUCAAUCAGAAAGUCCAUUCGCCUGUAAUGUCUACGUUCCCAAAAUUCUUUACUCCUCUUAUAUAAAAACAUAGCCAACACAAUGAGUAAGGGAGCAGCAAAUAUCGUUGCAACUACAGGAAUGACAUAAUCAUUUUCUGGAUUUGUUAAAGAAUAGGAAUUAUUAUCUACAUCACUAUCAUCUCUAGUGAAUUCUGGUUUCGGUUUAGGUGGGGUCAACUCAGAAACAUUUAACGUGUUUUCUGAGGAACUGUUUUGAAUUCCAUUUCUUGAAACUGGAAAAUUUGUUAACAUAGUUGAACUUGAUGUACUCUGGUUUAAGUUUCCUUGUGAUGAAGUUGAAACUCUUGUCGUGCCAUUAGCAUUAGUUGAAUUUAUAGUAAAGUUACUAGUCAAAUUAUUGGGCCGGAUGGUAGAGGGAGUCAUAUUAGACACAUUGGUUGCAACAGAUUUCUGCCCUAAUUCUAUAGUUUUCGUAGGCUCAUUGCUGUUCUGCUCAACAGGAGUUUCUUCUAAGCUUGUUUCUUUUGUUGCAUCAACUCCUUUUCGCCCAAUAUGAGGUUUAUGAUCUGAUGAUAUACUGGAAUCGUUGAGGCCAAAUGGAAUUUCAUAUUGGAGAAUCUUUUCAUUAAGUGUUUCGUUCUGUAUAGAUGUUUUUGAUGUACUCGAAUCAUAAUUUUUGUCCGUAAAUGCUGGAGACAUUGACCCUCCCUCCCCAAAAAACACUUGUUUGGUUUUAUUUUCGCUAUGGUUAACAUCACCCAACAUAACGUUAGUAUUGCUUGUAUUUAAACUUGUGAACCAUUUUCCGGCACUGGGAUUUAUUUCAGCCUUCAGAGUGUCAUUAUUGCAUGAGACGUUAACAAUAUACAACACAUAUGUUAAAAUAAAUAACAACAUACGAAAUUGAACUAUGCAAUACAUGGCUUCACACUUCAGUAAAUAAAUCAAUCUGUUGGGAUUUGCCUAUGGCGAUUCUAUUCUAAUCAACUGACUUUCCGCAUAUUCCAGACGUGUAACUUGCACACGUGCAGCAGUCUUCAACUCACGUCACGUUACACACUUUUUGUUGUAAUGUAAUAAACUAUUUUGGAAGGUACCCACGCUUAGUUACAAUUUCUUCCACUAGACAUCGCUGAGUGUUGUUUCUUUUGACCGGGUUACGCCCCCUUUUCUGCAUUUUGCUUCGAAUCGGAAACGCAAAUGACCGCUUGCAGCAGCCUUGAAGGUCAGGAGUAACAGACGUCAGGGCCUGGCCAAGACGGUCAGAUGCUAAGACAUUACAGAUUCAUCACAGCUUUCCUGUUCUAAUACUUAGCACUGAACCUCUUUAGACCAGCUUAGAUUCGCUAGGAAGAAGCUAGGCAUUAGUGUAGUCGAUUUUGCUGUUCACCUUUAUGUUAGAAAUCUAUCCCCGGAGCCUGGCUUUUUUAGAAAUAGAAUGAGAAGUCGCAGCAAUUCAGGUGUCCGGCUGGACUAUUACCAGAGGAUUGUUCAUAAUAUCAUUAUGCAUCAUCAGCAUCCAGUUACAGGGUUAUUUCCAGCAAGUUCAGAUAACAAUCAUGCAUGGAUACGUGACAAUGUCUAUUGUAUAUUAGCAGUAUGGGGUUUGUCAAUGGCCUACAAAAAAAUAGCAGAUAUGGAUGAAGAUCGUGCAAAGACAUAUGAGCUUGAACAGAGUUGUGUCAAAUUGAUGCGAGGUCUUCUCAUGGCUAUGAUGCAACAGAAGGAUAAAGUUGAACAAUUUAAAUCAACUCAAAACCCUUUAGAUGCUAUACAUGCAAAAUAUAGUUCAAGUACAGGACAAUCUGUUGUUGGAGACAGUGAAUGGGGACAUUUACAAAUUGAUGCUAUCUCUCUUUAUCUUUUAAUCUUGGCACAGAUGACUGCAUCAGGUCUCCAAAUAGUUUUCAAUUUAGAUGAAGUAGCUUUUAUACAGAAUUUAGUGUUCUACAUAGAAUCAGCCUACUGCACUCCUGAUUAUGGAAUUUGGGAACGUGGAGACAAGACUAAUCAUGGAUUGCCAGAACUGAAUGCAAGUUCAAUUGGAAUGGCUAAGGCUGCUUUGGAAGCUAUGAACGAAUUAGAUUUGUUUGGUGCCAGAGGCGGUCCAACAUCAGUCAUUCAUGUGUUGGCUGAUGAAGCACAGAAAUGUCAAGCUGUACUGCAGUCUAUGCUACCUAGAGAAUCGAGUUCAAAAGAACUGGACAGCGGUUUAUUGUCAGUUAUCAGUUUCCCAGCCUUUGCAGUUGAUGAUCCUCAACUUAUCCAACAAACACGGCAUGCCAUAAUAACACGUUUGCGAGGUCGUUUUGGAUGCAAAAGGUUUCUGAGGGAUGGAUAUCGAACACCAAAAGAGGACCCAAAUCGUUUGUAUUACGAGCCUUGGGAACUUCGCAUGUUUGAGAAUAUAGAAUGUGAAUGGCCUCUGUUCUACUGCUAUUUGAUCUUGGACUACUGCUUUCAAGGAAAUAAAGAUGCAGCUGCUGAGUACACAGCAGCUUUGGAAGAAAUUAUGAUAAAGACAGAAGAUGGCAUCAGACUAGUACCAGAACUGUAUGCUGUACCUUCUGACAAAGUGCCUGGAGAAUACCAAGAACCUGGAAGUCAAAAAAGAGUACCUCUUGGGCGAUGUCCAUUUUUAUGGGCACAGUCUCUUUAUCUACUUGGCAAACUACUUCAGGAGGGGUUUCUUGCUGUUGGAGAAUUGGAUCCCCUCAAUCGAAGAUUAUGCUCAGAAAAAAAGCCAGAUGUAGUUGUUCAGGUGGUUAUCCUUGCUGAAGAUGAUGACAUUAGAGAGAAAUUACAUCAACAUGAUAUAAUUGUGCAGACUAUGGCAGAAGUAGCACCAAUAGAAGUGCAACCUGCGAGUGUACUCAGUCAUUUAUACACAUAUUUGGGUCGCAAUAAGAAGCUGAAUUUAACAGGACGGAAAUCUCGAGAUGUAGGAAUUCUGAGUACCAGUAAGCUGUAUUCUCUACAUGAUCGUAUAUUUGCUUUCACACCUCAGAAUAUAGAUAUGGAGCACUAUUACAUGGCAAGUGAUGUUGAUUUGCUGGUGAACAAUUUCAAGAACCAACUGGCUUUCCUUACAAUGAAUUGGAGGCAUAUGUUGGGAAGACCUACAAUCACAAUGAUAGGGCAUUCUGGGCUCUUAGAUCAAGGAAAAAUUCCAUUAGCAAUAAUAACAACAAUAAAGAAGUUAAAAAGUGGCUACAUUAAUGGAACAAGAGUUAUGUUGGGUAAUUUAAAUGAUUUUUUGAACACAUCUUGUAUUACCAAUCUUAGUUUUCUUGGUAGCCAAGAAGAUGGAUUGCCCGAUCGACUUAAUCCCCAAGUUCAUAAAUAUCUUGAAGAACAUUUACUGAAGUCUAUAACACCAAGAUCUCAACUGUUGAGCCGAUCACCAUCUCAAAAGAAGAGGUCUCUCAGGAGACGAAUGUCUGUCAAAGGAGCUAUCAGAAAGACUAGAUCUAUUGCUGUGGAACCUGAAAGUUUGGGUAUGCACAGUGAUGAGCGACGUCUUUCAUUAGCUCAAAUAACACCUAUGUGCCUGGAGUCAGAUGUGAGGAAUGGAAAAGCACGAUCACCUUCCCCAGAAGAUGUUGUACCACUGUGGAAACAACAUGGGCAUCGACAGAGAAUGACCUCAGAAGCUCAAUAUGCAGAUACAGAAGUUGAAGAAUUACUGACAAUGUUGAGGGAAACUGAAGUUCUAGAAGAACAAGGAGAUAUAUUACAAUAUCUAGUUGAUUCUCAAGGACUUAAUUUUAAUACAGGAAUGUUAGAUGAUGGAAAGUCUGUUACUGUGAAAGAUCUUCUGAAAGUUCUUUAUGAGAAAGCCUGUCAGCAGAAGUUAUGGGGUUUAGUACGUCAUACAGCUGGUAUGUUAGGGAAACGAGUGGAAGAUUUAGCGAAAGCUGUAACUGACCUGCUUGUUAGGCAAAAGCAGGUCACCGUUGGAAUGCCUCCUACUAAUGAACAUACAAUAACUGCUCCACUUCCGGAAUGUGAACUUCGGCAACUUAUUCAUCAAGCAUAUGGAGACGAUGAGAGCACUGCAAUGCUAACUCAGGAAUUACUUGUCUAUUUAGCAAUGUUCAUAAGAACAGAACCCCAGCUUUUUCAUGAAAUGCUAAGAUUACGUGUUGGACUUAUCAUUCAAGUGAUGGCCACAGAAUUGUCUCGAACACUGAUCUGUACUGGUGAAGAAGCAUCAGAGCACCUGUUAAAUUUGUCUCCAUUUGAAAUGAAGAAUCUCUUGCACCAUAUUCUGAGUGGCAAAGAGUUUGCUUUAAGUAGCGUUGGCCGAGGCAAUUUUUCAGUCAUUAGUGCAAAAUCCAGUCGAGUUAGUAAGAAAAGUCAGAUUGGCUCCUUGCUGAGUAUAGAAAGCGACAUUGGAGGGGAGGUGGAAGCCGAUCGUCAAGGACAAUGGUUGCGCAGACGUCGCCUUGAUGGGGCUCUCAACAGAGUUCCAAGAGAUUUUUAUCCUAGAUUGUGGCAUGUACUGGAAAGAUGUCAAGGACUUGCAAUUGAAGGGCGUGUUUUGCCUCAAAAUUUAACGCAAGAGAUGACCUCGGGAGAACUGAAGUUUGCAUUAGCAGUUGAAACUGUUUUGAAUUCAAUUCCCCAACCAGAAUUCCGACAGCUAAUUGUGGAAGCACUUAUGGUUUUAACAUUGGUAGCAGAAUACAACGUUGCUUCUUGGCUAGGGAAUAUCAUUGCGGUUGAAAAUCUAGUUCACAAAGCAAAUCAAAUUUUUCUUGAAGAUCAGAUAAAAGUGAAUGGGGAUGCAACAUUAUGCUGUGCAAAGCCCAGAGAACAGAGAGAAAUGACCUCAUCAGGAGGCCUGCUUUGUGGGGGUGCUGCGUAUGUCUGCCAACAUUUUUAUGACAGUGCACCUAGUGGAAGCUUUGGCACCAUGACCUAUAUCACUCGAGCAGUAGCUACGUUACUUGAUUGUCUACCAAAAGAAGGAGAUCUUGAUUGCAGUAUCAGUUAAGAAAAGAUUUGUAAAGACUGAAGGUUACUUUGUAGAGUUUAAAGUGUGUGAGAUUUUGGUUGAAUAUGAUAGAAUGGUUAUUUGGUUUUAGUGGAUUUUGAUACUAUGACAUCUCCACUUGAUUGAUAGGUGAGAAAUAACUCAGUUGUUUCAGUAAUGCCAUGUUCAAAAAUUCUAAUAACUGAGACUAAAGAAGGCUUUGAUUUGUCAUGUUCUGUCUUCAAGAUUUUCAAUUGCAAGUGUUAAUAACUUGAAUGAAGGAAUACUUUAUUGCUUUAAAAUUUUAACAUAUGAAUUUAGUAUGUUAAAAGAACCUAAUGACCUGAAUCUUCUUUUUCCUUAUAUUUAGGUACAAGUAUCACAUUUUUGUAGCAUGUGCAUAAAAAUGACUACAUAUUAAGAGUGAACCUAUGUAUGUAUAUAUAAUUUCACAUAUUUAUUUUGAAUAUUGAACAUUUCUUUAAUUACAGCUGUUCACCUUUUUAGCAUUGUGGUCCCUUUAUGCAAUAAUUAAUAUCACAAUGAAAAUAUCUAUAAGGAUUUCUUUGGUGCAAAAAUUAACAACAAAAUCAGAAACCAAGUAUUAAACCUAAAUACCAUUUAGGAAAGCUCUCCAAGAUGAUGAAAUUUUGCUUUUUAAUUUUACGUAUAUCUUUUCAUGUUCUCAUAUCUUUUUAGUGAAACCUUAUUUGGAAACUACUAAACUGUUGCAAUUCAUUGUUGUUAGGUCCUGCACUUUAAUGAUUGGUGAAAACCUAAGGUUUUAUUAUGAAAUACACUGAAAACAGAUGAAGUCUCCUAUCACUAGAAUUUAUGUAUAUUUUUACUUCUCCAAGUCGUAAGUUGAAGCUACAUGGCCUCUUAUAAGCAAAAACAGAGUGUUUUUCAGGAUUGUUAAUACGUUAUGAUUUUUUUUUGUACAUAGAGUAAAAAGCUUUUAAAGAAAC